AUGACAAAAGAUGAGACUCUACUAGUCUUCACUCUUGUGGUUUCCUCGGUUUCUAUUUUCUUAUUCGGGAUCUUGCUUUUCAUGGUUCUCAUCUCUGCAACUCGCGAUUUUCGCGAGAGAACCAAAUCCAAGUUGGUGAAGAUCAUGAUUUGGGCUGGCAUAGUAGUUAUUACCUUUGCAAUUGCGGUUCGAAUCUAUCCGAUCUUUAUCUUUUUGCUCAAAGAACGAAUAAAACCCCUUGUUGAAGCCCUUUAUGAUAAGCUUCCCUGGAUCUGGGAAGUUUCUCUUUCACGGUAUUGGGAUCGUUUGAUCGAUUUCCUUGAUCGCUACUUAUGGGCGUGCGCUCAAAGGAUACAAACAGGGAUUCGCAAACAAAAAGGGGAAUUCGUAGUCACUUUUUCCUGUCGCGUAAAAAAAAGGCUUUACGCGAGAGCAAUAGAGGUUGGGAUACAUCUAUCUCUUCUGAGCAACCUCUUUUGGAUUCUUAAGACCACCCUUGCAGUAGGAUACCGUCUGCUUUAG
Messenger RNA from Zea mays, 522 nucleotides. Lineage: Eukaryota; Viridiplantae; Streptophyta; Magnoliopsida; Poales; Poaceae. The record is from the annotation of a RefSeq genome assembly.